GAGAAGUGCUCCUGUCCUGGGAAGAGGCUCAGUGCAGAAGGAGGAAGGACAGCACAGGUGACAGCCGUGCUCAGGAAGCUUCUGGAUCCUAGGCUCAUCUCCACAGAGGAGAACACGCAAGCAGCAGAGCAUGGGGCCCCUCUCAGGCCCUCUCUGCACACAGCGCAUCACCUGGAAGGGGCUCCUGCUCACAGCAUCACUUUUAAACUUCUGGAACCCGCUUACCACUGCCCAAGUCACGAUUGAAGCCCAGCCACCCAAAGUUUCUGAGGGGAAGGAUGUUCUUCUACUUGUCCACAGUUUGCCCCAGAAUCUUACUGGCUACAUCUGGUACAAAGGGCAAAUGAAGGACCUCUACCAUUACAUUACAUCAUACGAAGUAGACGGUCAAAUAAUUAUACAUGGGCCUGCAUACAGUGGACGAGAAACAGUAUAUUCCAAUGCAUCCCUGCUGAUCCAGAAUGUCACCCGGGAGGACGCAGGAUCCUACACCUUACACAUCAUAAAGCGAGGUGAUGGGACUAGAAGAGUAACUGGAAAUUUCACCUUCACCUUAUAUGUGGAGACUCCCAAGCCCUCCAUCUCCAGCAGCAACUUAAACCCCAGGGAGGCCAUGGACACUGUGAUCUUAACCUGUGAUCCUGAGACUCCAGACGCAAGCUACCUGUGGUGGAUGAAUGGUCAGAGCCUCCCUAAGACUCACAGGUUGAAGCUGUCUGAAACCAACAGGACCCUCUUUCUAUUUGGUGUCACAAAGUAUAUUACAGGACCCUAUGAAUGUGAAAUACGGAACCCAGUGAGUGCCAGCCGCAGUGACCCAGUCACCCUGAAUCUCCUCCAUGGUCCAGACCGCCCCACAAUUUGCCCUGCAUUCACCUAUUACCAUUCAGGAGAAAACCUCUACUUGUCCUGCUUCGCGGACUCUAACCCACCGGCAGAGUAUUCUUGGACAAUUAAUGGGAAGUUUCAGCUAUCAGGAGAAAAGCUCUUUAUCCGCCAAAUUACUACAAAGCAUAGCGGGAUCUAUGCUUGCUCUGUUCGUAACCCAGCCACUGGCAAGGAAAGAUCCAAAUCCUUGACAGUCAAAGUCUUAGGUAAGUGGAUCCCAGCAUGAUAGGCAAUAGGGUUUUAGGUGGAGUCUAUCUGGCUUUCAGGGAAGAGUCAGGAAAACAUUUUUAUUCCCAGCCUGUGUCCCAAGGGCACAAGCAAAUCCCAAAUUCUCCUCCUGAACCCUCCCAAUUUGACCAAGAACUUCCAAAACUUUAACAAACAGGCUGCUAGCUUCAUAAAAUUCCCAGCCUAGACCAAGAAGGAAAAACAUUGAUUUCAUUUAAAUAAUUCAUAAUAAUGAGGAGAAUGUUUUUAUGAUUUUUGUUUGAAAAUUUGCUGAUUCUUUAAAUGGUUUCUUUUCUAGAUUUAUGGAAUUUUUCUCUUUUCAUCUAUCUAUAGCUUAUAGCAGUUCAAUAAACUAUACUUCUGGGAAUGAUAAUUGAGACAUUUACUUUUGCUCUCUACCUGACUGCCCCUGAAUUGGGCAACUAUUCAUGAGUAUUAAUAUGUUUAUGGUAAUACACAUAUUUGCACAAGUACAGUAACAAUCUGCUCUCUUUGUAACAGGACACAUUUGAAAGCAUUGCUUAUAUUACCAAGGCUUUGACUGGGAUGUUAUAUUUAAGAAUAUAGAUAGAAUGAACCAAUAUGAACUGCAGGCAAAGUCUGAAGUCAGCCUUGGUUUGGCUUCCUAGUCUCAAGAGUUUUGUAAAAGUUUAAUCUGAGAUUCCUUAAAAAAACUUAGAGAAAAGAAAAUUUUAAAAGACAGCUUACAUGGUCCAUUGCUACUCUUGCUGCACUUAUGUAAAGAAUCAGACCACGUUUGAAGAAACUCAAACUAUUUUGCAACCAAACUUAUUCUACUGAAAUUAUCAUUGGUAAAACUAGAGAUGCCCAUAGAGAGAAAAAUUAUGUGGAAAAUAAAAACUGUAGUAUACCGG
Pongo pygmaeus (Bornean orangutan) is the source of this 1991-nucleotide messenger RNA. RefSeq names its product pregnancy-specific beta-1-glycoprotein 2-like. The transcript is spliced from 4 exons. The record is from RefSeq and is a predicted model, not a curated record. Lineage: Eukaryota; Metazoa; Chordata; Mammalia; Primates; Hominidae. Bases 131 to 1114 code for a protein of 327 amino acids.